Helobdella robusta is the source of this 309-nucleotide messenger RNA. RefSeq lists its product as hypothetical. The transcript is spliced from 3 exons. The record is from RefSeq and is a predicted model, not a curated record. NCBI's taxonomy places the organism in Eukaryota, Metazoa, Annelida, Clitellata, Rhynchobdellida, Glossiphoniidae. Bases 1 to 309 code for a protein of 102 amino acids.
AUGUCACGAAUGAAUCUCCUACUCACUGAGUACCAGGCCGACCAGCCGACCGCCUACCAAGAAGGAAGCACCGUUCGCAUGGCACUGCACGGAAGAACGUUGGUGUUCAUGUUGGUGGGACUCAAUUGUAUCGCCACCUCCCUGCAACAGAGCUACAUUGGUAAUGGCUACUUCCAAGGGUACGAGCUGAAGGAUAUGAAUGUCAAGAAAAAGGAGGAAAUUGCCGUGAACCUUAUUAGACAUAAUUUCAUCGUAAAAACUGCACGAACGAGCAUAACAUCCCUGAUUUACGAGCGGUUUACUGCCUAG